Molecule: messenger RNA, 5187 nt
Organism: Oncorhynchus tshawytscha (Chinook salmon)
Lineage: Eukaryota; Metazoa; Chordata; Actinopteri; Salmoniformes; Salmonidae
Product: glycerophosphocholine phosphodiesterase GPCPD1
Exons: 17
Coding region: 1648-3306 (552 amino acids)
Biological process (GO): glycerophospholipid catabolic process
Molecular function (GO): starch binding; glycerophosphocholine phosphodiesterase activity
Source: RefSeq, a predicted model, not a curated record
UAAUGCUGCUUAUGUCACACGGGCGACAAGAAGAAUCGCGUCGCAGUAGCUCCAAACGUUGUCAACAAGUAUGCCAAAUCUACCACGCCGAGCAAGCUCUGUCUGCUGAUGAAUUAAGGUAAAUUGAUACCUUCUGUGAUAUUUUAGAUUUUUUUUAUGCGAAGAUAUUGCUACGUUAUAAUGGUUAUUUCAGUUUUUGUAGCGAGGGGAAAAGUCAACUCGAUGUUGUUGUGCUACAAUGGCUAGCGCGUUAACGUUAGUAACGUUAGUUAGGUUAGCUGCCUGCCCGAGUUGGCGCAAAAGGCGUAACUAGCUAAAUCGUUUACGAUAAACAACUGGUUUGCAGGGCUAGCUACAGUAGUGUCUGUUUUGCUGACAAAUCCGGAAUUUGGGCUGUCUGCUCGGACAGAGUAACAGUAGUGGAGUUUGUGUGCACUAACUCUGCCGUGGCUCGUUGGUCCAAAGCCAGUGAUUUGUAUAUUGGUCAAAGCCUAUGGGGACAUUUUGUGCGUUUUUGAUUUCAUCAGUGUUUUAAACAUUGGCUAAAGGUAAUGUGAACUGACUGGUUGUGUCAUAGAAAAAAACGUAUAACAUCUACUCAACCUAUGUUAACCUCAGAACCUUUUAUUUUCUGCUUUAUCCCAAAAAAUAGUUUUUAUUUGUAUUUCCCCUGCGCUGCACCAACAAGCCAUGGGGUUAACUCAUUUUCAUUUUAUGACCACAAACUGGCGAGUUCUAUAGAUACAUCAGUCUUGGAUGCUCUAAUACUAGCUUUUGAUCUGUUAUCUUAGUAGCUAACUAGCUAGUCCGAGUGGUUGUGUUGAUGUGGGCACUUUUUUUUUUAGUAAUAGAUUGAACCAGAAUCUGGCUUUACAGGAGAUGUUGAAUAUCCAAGGCCAUAUUCUGGUCCAGUCAUAGAGGUUCUACUACCCAGCACAGCUUUGUUAAUCCACUAAAUCUAUGCCUACAUUUAUGCCUGUUUUACCAUUAAGUUCCUGGUUUUCCAGCUUGAUUGCGCCUGCAAUUGUCCUUGUUUGUGCCUGUGUCAACUAUGGAGACAACUCAAGUGACUUUGGCAGUUAGGGGAGACACAUCCCCAGGUAAGACCAACCCCUACUGCAGGGCAGCAGACUCAUCUGAAACAAGAAGACUAUUCAAUUCAAGACAACUUUAUUCAGAAAGAUUGACAACGAACCAGACAGUCAGGAAUGUCAGCUUUUAGUUCAUCUCAGUUAGCUGACCCGGAACUAAAAUCUUGAGUAAGUUGGUCAGAUUCUCGAUUUACGUAGUUUGUCCACGAGAGUUUAGCUGAAAAGCACUUGAUCAUUAGAGCCUGAUGAGAGAGAGUGUGUGUGUGGUGAAUGUCUACAGUUAUGACUUGUUUAAUUGAACGUAAUAAUAUGGUGUAUGACUAGGUGAGGUGAUAGCUGUGGUUGGUAGCUGUGAAGCUUUAGGAGGCUGGUGCCAUCAAAGAGCUGUGACCCUACAACCGGUUGAACACGAUGGCACAUUGUGGAAGAGGACCGUCAGUGUGCCCAGAGGUGCUGUGCCAACCUAUCGUUACUUCAAAGGCCACUUCCUGGAGUCAAAGAAUCGCACCUUGAUAUUGACGAUGGCCAAUUUGGAUUCCACAACGGCUCAGUGUGUAUGGACUCUGGGUGGCUGACGUGCCAGACAGAGAUCCGUCUGCGUCUGCACUUCUCCAAGACGUCUCCCGUAUCCAUCACCAAGAAGAAAUACAAGAAGUCUCGCUUCAGGAUCAAGCUGACGCUUGAGGGUGUGGAGGAGGAGGAUGAUGAAGAUGAAGAGCCGGAGCAGAGUGCAGCGUCAUGGCACAAGAUGACCACCACGCUGGAGACCAGUAUGAUCAGUGGAGAUGGGUACAAGUCCCGCCACUCCCAGCCUGAGUGUGGUUACGCCCUGGAGGCCUCACAGUGGACAGAGUACAUCAUCCACUCCAUGGACCCCGACAACCUAGAACUCACCUUUGACUUCUUUGAGGAAGACAUGGGCGAGCACGUGAUGCCAGGGGAUGCCCACCCAGGGACGGCGGGUACGGCCUGCCUCCUCUCCUCAUUCUUCGUGGAGAGUGGCAAGGACACUGGCGUGGUCACUCUGCCCAUCAUGAAACGCAACUCCAGACAGACCCUGGGCAAAGUCCGAGUGGACUACCUGGUGAUCCGUCCUAUCGAGGGACUGCAGUGUGACAUGAGCUCCUCCUUCACCAAGUACUGGAGGAAGAGGAGUGCCCCCCUGGACGUGGGCCACAGAGGGGCCGGCAGCACACACGCAGCCAAACAUACCAAAGUCAGGGAGAACACCAUUGCUUCGUUCAAAAGUGCUGCCAAUCAUGGGGCUGCCUAUGUGGAGUUCGACGUCCAUCUCUCCAAGGACUGUGUCCCCAUCGUGUACCACGAUCUCACCUGUUGCAUCUCCACUAAGAAGAAAGGAGACAAGCACUCUUUGGAGCUGUUUGAAGUGCCGGUCAAAGAUCUCACAUACGACCAGCUACAGCAGCUCAAGCUGGGCCAUGCUUCUGCCUUGAAGGUGAACGACAACAAAGAUGACGACGACGAGGAAGAGGUUGACGAACACCAGCCCUUCCCUUCAUUCUCACAGAUCUUCCAUGCAGUGCCUGAAAAUGUGGGCUUCAACAUCGAGCUGAAGUGGAUUUGUCAGAUGAAGGAUGGUUCGUGGGAAGGAAACCUGUCCUCGUACUUCAACAUGAACCUGUUCCUGGACAUCAUACUGAGCUGUGUGCUGCAGAGAGCCGGCAAGAGACGCGUCGUCUUCUCCUGCUUCGACCCCGACGUCUGCACCAUGGUUCGUCAGAAGCAGAACAAGUACCCCAUCUUGUUCCUGACCCAGGGCAUCUCUGAGACCUAUCCUGAGCUCAUGGACAUCCGCUGCAGGACCACACAGAUCGCCAUGAGCUUUGCGCAGAGCGAAAACAUCCUGGGUAUCAGUGCCCACACAGAGGAGCUGCUUCAGAACCUGGAGCACAUCCGAGAGGCUCAAUCUAAAGGCCUGGUGGUGUUCUGCUGGGGAGACCUCAACAAUGACCACGACAACAGGACCAAGCUAAGGGAGCAGGGCAUCGACGGACUCAUCUAUGACAGGAUCUGUGACGACCAGGUUGAGCAGGCCAAAGUCUUCAAAGUGGAGGAGCAGCACACUCUGCAGGAGACUCUGAAGAGCUUUGUGUGCUCCUGCUACUCCAUCCCCUGCCAGGCGCCUAUCUGCACUGCCAACUCCAAGGUUCACAACGGCAGUGCAGAGUCCGACUCGGGCCUCAGCUCUUCCUGAGCAACUGUCUGCCUCCGAAGGUUGUCUCUAGAUAAGCAUGCUAGACAGGACAGAAGCGGCAGUGAAUAUAGGCAGAAUUUAUGAGCAAGUGUACACUUUCUUUUUUCUUAGUUCGAGUUACAUAGGAGCUACACUAGACGCUGAGAAAAACUGUCACUUUUUUUAACAUGCUACACUGGAAGAGUAACUUUUUGCCAACGUGAGCCACUUUAUCCUAAUGCAGCUCACACUGGAGCACAAUCCUGAAAAUGGAACCAAGCCUGUCACAAAGCUGCUGUUCUUAUUUAAUGGUUUCAUUUAAAUUAGAAGUGUGUCACAUUCUGCAAGAGUUACUCGUCCGGUGUUGCUUCUACAUUAGGUGAUUUUUUUUAAUUUUUUAAAGCCCUUUUGUCCUUUUGUAGCAUGGCCAGAUAUUGACAACCCCUUCCCAAACUGACAUCCACUCUGUCCACUGAAGCAAUAUUCAAGCUGUGUCCAGAUGUUUUCUCGCAGCUGUUUGUUUUAACUGGAAGGAGAAGGGUGUUUUGCCAAAAAUGGCAUCUGGUGUUUGUUAUUAGGACUUCAGUUGAAAGACUGUGGGAUAUGCACCUCACAAAGGAAUCCACAUGUCUUCACUUGGAAAUGAAUGCCUACUCAAGGAAUUUAUUUUGAGCUUUAUAUUUUAUUAUGCCGAUUUGCUAAAUACAAAUUGAAGGUAAAAUGUACUGUAUAUUAGCUUUCCAGAUUGAGCUUUUCUUAUUGGUGACAUCUGUGUACACGUAUUGCAGUUCAUGACUGAUAACAGCCCACAGUUUGCCUUCAGCUUGCUGGUUUAAUUUAGCUAAGAUGUAGUUUUAUGCGGAUAAUGAUUUACCACACUAGUCUUACUUUUUUGCAUCUGCAUUAUGGUUGUCCACAUAUGAAAUAAGCCAGCAUUUUACAGUGUUAUUUUUGUUAUAUUUACUAAUCUAAUUUUGAAUGGCAGUGGCUACAAUUUAUAAUAGAUUUUCAAUAGAACAAGAGAAUUUGGGACACUGACCAACUCUCUCGCUCAGGUGAUUUUAUUUUAAAUUUGAUGUGCAUUUUAUUUUUUUAUUCAAUGGUGCAUUUGAACUUGUGCAAACUGAUUUGUAUUUAGGACUGCCCUGAGCUAUGCCAUUAAUGAAGUGUCAUUAUUGGAUGACCAGAUAAUGAACUGUUGCUACGGGUGCCUAAAUCUGAACAGAUUAAUUUAAUAUUGCUUUAAUGAACUGUUGAAUACACAUUUGUUUUUUUGUGGUUUUUUUGCUUUCAGCAUCACUUUAAAAUGUAUGGGUGAGUUGUGAGCUCAAUGUUCACCAUUAGGGAGGGGUAUAUAGGUAACCCUUUGUACUGGCUAGAUCUAAUCCACUUAACUCACUCUAGCUGAUUUGAAGGGAAGUAACGGUGUUUGCGCUACACAUCAGAAAGCCUUGCUGGGGAAGUUGUAUGAAUGAACUAGUCUGACUGCCACUUGUUUUGAAUCUCGUCAUACCUCACUCUACUUAAUGCAAUAGAAGACCAAGAUUGUUUCACAUGGCACAGUUUUCCUGUCACAUUGCAACUCGUUUUUCCUACCGGAUGUAUUUUGUUUGUACAGUCUUUUCUUUCUUUUUUUUAAUGCACAUUGAAGAUGUAACAGUGUAUAUUUCCUAAAUGGUGUACUGUGAUAUAUCACUGGAAAACAUAGACACAAGCACUGUCUGAGUUCGUUAAGUAAACUGACUUGACUCUUACCCCUACCUAGGUGUAUGGAGUCAUCAUGCAUGCCCUUCAGAGUGCUAUGGGUGACUGGAAUUGAGGGUCACUCAUGUCACACCCUUGAUACUGUCAGGACAAUGCUAGCUAACUGAUAUGAAAUGAAUAAAAUGAUUUAAAAACAUA